Zasmidium cellare ATCC 36951 is the source of this 3528-nucleotide messenger RNA. RefSeq lists its product as uncharacterized. Gene Ontology annotation, cellular component: chromatin. Gene Ontology annotation, biological process: DNA-templated transcription; regulation of transcription by RNA polymerase II. Gene Ontology annotation, molecular function: zinc ion binding; RNA polymerase II cis-regulatory region sequence-specific DNA binding; DNA-binding transcription factor activity, RNA polymerase II-specific. The coding region runs from base 1 to 3528 and encodes 1175 amino acids. The transcript has 3 exons. The record is from RefSeq and is a predicted model, not a curated record. NCBI's taxonomy places the organism in Eukaryota, Fungi, Ascomycota, Dothideomycetes, Mycosphaerellales, Mycosphaerellaceae.
AUGCAACCGGAAACAGUCAAGAAAGAGCCCGAGACCAACUCUCCGGGAUCGAGUGUGAACGCUGCUUCCAACACACCGCAGACGAAUGGUUCGAACGGCAAACCCACCGCACCCCAGAAUGGCACUGCAAAUGGCCAAUUUCCGGCGCCGAAGACGGACAAGCCUCGACCUCACGUCUGCACGACCUGCGGCCGAUCCUUUGCGCGGCUAGAGCAUCUCAAGCGACACGAACGAUCACACACCAAAGAGAAGCCUUUCGAGUGUCCCGAGUGCACGCGAUGCUUUGCGCGAAGAGACUUGCUGCUGCGGCAUCAGCAGAAGCUGCACAUGACCAAUGCCACGACUCGUCCCCGACAGGGUAGACGAGAGAGUGCCAGCGGUGUUUCGAAUGGCAAUGGUAGAGUCCGCAAGAACUCAGUCGCCAAUGCGAACAUUGGUGGUGCGGCUGGAAACCUCGCACAGCAACGACCACGAGCCAACACAGUCAGCCACAUUGACCUUGCCUCGCUUGGCUUGGUCGACAACAACCACCCACAUCUGAACCGCAUGAAUGCGCUUGGCUUGGGAAUGGCACACCCCAUGAACGUCAAUGGCCUUCCUGGGCCCGACAGCUUCGACUAUCGAGGCAUGUCAACCUCAGUUGGACAUCAUGGUAAUGGCCAUGGCCUGCCCAAGUUGGAUACCCAGCACAUUAAUAACAUGGACAUGAGCAAUUCCCUACGAACGGCGCCAGCUGGCAACUUUGGUGGCUUUGACAUUGAUCAGCUCUUCACACCACACACUACCAUCAACCCAGCAGCUCUUCACUUUGGCGGAGCUGGCCAGAUAGCUUCUACGAACAUCCCAUUCGGCUACGACAUGAGCAGCAACCAGCAAGUCCCGACCGAUGAUGACUUUGGCUGGAUGCGCAACUGGAACAUGCAGAUGGCGAAUGGUAACGACAACGAGCAGGCCAUUGACGAGUCAUCGCCAUCCCGCAUUAGUAGCGGCGAUAGCCCCGCCGACUUUUCUGAAAGCAUGAGCAAUAGCCAGGUCGGCAUCGCCAUGCCACAGAGCAGCUCACCAUGGCAGCAGCAAGAGAUGCAAGCACAGCAGAUGAUGACGACAGGUCCAUUCCAUAUGGAUGCCCUAGGUACAGGACUACCGAAUCUUGAAUCCAUGAAUGGCACUGUAUCACCCACCAGCUUGCACGACCCAACCCAAACGGCCGAUGCAUACUUCCACCAGGCCAUGGCGCAACAAAACGGCCAUCCGCAACACCACCAUUCGAUGCCAGACAUCAUGCAUGGCCAGAACGGAAGCACGUUUGGAAACCCGCUGUCCAACUUUGGAUCAAAUAGCCCUAGUAUGUCCUCGUCGUCCAUGACUGGUAGUGCCAGACAGAGCUCAGUGACAUCGAUGUCUACAGAUUCCAUCACUGACUCCACGCGGCAAGCUCUACUGAACAGCCUCAAUCAACCCUCUGUCUAUGGAACCAGCCACCGCAAGUUCUCGCAGCCGUCCGUCAGCUCUCCACUUUCCCCAGGAGCAGCUAAGGGUGCUGUGCAGCCUCAGGGGCCAAGCUUGCCUCCGACAGCUGAUAUCCGAAGAUACAUCGACGCAUUCAUCCAGUUUGCAGCCCCGCAUCUGCCAGUGUGCCAUGUCGCCACGUUGUCGUUCGAUGUGAUCGAGACCAAUAGCGGUCCACGGGGAACACCACCAUCGAGCAGUUCGGCACAGGGCGGCAACACCGGUGGCGCGAGAUGCCUAAUACUCGGUAUGGCGGCCAUUGGGGCUUUGUACGAGUAUGACCACCCUGCUUCGAAAGAUCUCUUCGAAGCCGCAAAGAAGAUGAUCCAGCUGUACCUCGAAGAGAGACGCAAGGCAGACAUCUCUGCCGCAGCCAAUGGAGCCAACGCUGGAAGCGAAACACCACUUUGGCUUGUGCAAGCAAUGCUACUCACGGUCAUCUACGGACAUCACUGCGGUGAUAGGAUCGCUGCAGACAUCGCAAGCAAUCACAUCGCGGCUCUUGUCAGUCUCGCUAGGUCUGCCGAGCUCGCCAAGCCUCCCGCCAGCCCGUCGGGCUCUGCAGAUGGCAUUCAACAGCAAAAGAAUGGCGAUGUCGAUAUGGCUGAGAAUGGAGCUGUCAACGGGCACGGUGGAGAUCUGCAAACUCAAUGGCUGACGUGGAAGACCGCCGAAGAGCGCAAACGCUGCCUCUUUGCCAUCUUCGUCAUGUCCAGCUUGUUGACCACUGCGUACAACCAGACUCCGACGAUCAUGAACUCGGAGAUUCUGCUAGAUUUGCCAUGCGCGGAGGAGCUCUGGGAAGCCCGCAGCGCAGAAGAGUGGGAGUCCCGGGGUGGAAUGGCUGCAGCUGAAGCCAGCUCCAUCUCGUUUGCGUCUGCAUUGAGCACCCUUCUCACUGCCAAUGAGCGACAAGGCAACAACUUCCCCCCGAGCAUAUACAACAGCAGCGGUGAUUCUUCAGUGGCACAUCAAAGUGGCGAGGAAGACAUCAAGCCAAGCACCUAUGGCUGUCUUGUCUUGAUCAACGCCUUGCACAACUACAUCUGGGAGACCAGAAGCAGACACCCACAUCGACCUUGGACGCUUUAUGAGACUGAACAGAUGGUCCAGCAUAUCGAGCCAGCAUUGAAUGCUUGGCAAUUAGCAUGGAAGGCUCACCCGCACCAUAAGUUAGAGCGACCAAAUCCAUUUGGUCUUGGCCCUCUGUCAGCUGACAGCAUCCCUCUCCUGGAUCUGGCUUUCGUGCGACUUUACGUCAAUCUGGGUCGGAGUGCAGAAGCUUUCUGGCGCCGUGACUUCGACGGCAUGGCUAAUGCGCUGGCCGACUUCGAGGAGGACACUGAGAACCCAGACGGCCCCAAGAUACGAAAGGGGUCGACAGGCGCUAAUGGCUCUGCAAACAACACUCCAGCGCAGCGGAGACCAUCGCAGCUACAGCAUGGAGACCAGAACUGCUCGAGGCGAGAGAAGCACCUCCGCAAGGCUGCCUUCUACGCUGCCGACUCUCUCACCAUCGCAUGCAACUUCAACCUGACUUAUGCCGAUGCCACUGCACAUGAGCUGCCCAUCCAAUCCGCCAUCUGCUUUUUCGACUGCUGUCAAGUGCUUGCCGAGUGGUGUACGACGGUCCAAGAACGUGUGGGCAACUAUCUUGGUGUUAUUGGUCGCGAUCACGUCGAAUAUUCACAAGUGCCGGCUAUCAUGCUGUUGACGGCGGAAGAUGUGGAGUUGCUAGAGAAGAUUAAGCAAAUCUGCAUCAACAUGGAGGAGAAGCGAUUGCACCAAGAAAGUCUUCUGGCCAUGGACAUGAACAACUUCAAUCCUUCAACAGGCAUGAAUACUCUGGCGAAUGGGGUUGAUUUGAGCUCUUGUGGGCUUGGAAGCAAGGUGCUGAGAGUUACUGCCAUGAUGCUGGAGAAGGCGGUCAUUUGGCCGAUCACCCACGUCAUGGCAAAGGCCCUCGAAACCGAAGCCUCACACAUGGACCGUCGCGCUGCAGCCUCCUGCACGCAGUAA